Carassius carassius (crucian carp) is the source of this 1865-nucleotide messenger RNA. RefSeq names its product serpin peptidase inhibitor, clade F (alpha-2 antiplasmin, pigment epithelium derived factor), member 1 (gene serpinf1). Gene Ontology annotation, biological process: negative regulation of endopeptidase activity; negative regulation of angiogenesis. Bases 160 to 1386 code for a protein of 408 amino acids. The transcript has 8 exons. Gene Ontology annotation, molecular function: serine-type endopeptidase inhibitor activity. The record is from RefSeq and is a predicted model, not a curated record. Lineage: Eukaryota; Metazoa; Chordata; Actinopteri; Cypriniformes; Cyprinidae.
ACCACUAUCUCCUCAGAAGUUACAGACCACCUUCUAGCGUCAGCAAAGGGUGGGAUUCUUCACUAAAACACUGCUGAUGCAUCUGCUCGAGCACAGUUGGCGGAGACAGCUGUGAGCUGAGUCUGCACGAGACGACGGUAAAGAAAAAACAAAAACAGGAUGAGGAAGGUAGUCAUGCUGUUUGGUUUAUGGAGUCUUCUGUCCCUCUCACAUGCUCAGUUGACAGCUACAGCAGAGGCUGAAGGUGAAGAAGAGGUGGUUGAACUUUUUACUACCCCACGCACAAAGUUGGCUGCUGCAACCUCUGAUUUUGGCUUCAACCUAUUCCGUCAGCUGGCAGCACGUGAUCCCAAGGCCAGCGUCUUCCUGUCACCUAUGAGUAUCUCAGCAGCCUUUACACAGCUUUCAAUGGGGGCAUCUGAACGGGCUGAGAAACACAUUUACAGGGCCCUCCGCUACCACACCCUAAAAGACAGUCAGCUCCAUGACACACUGAGAGACCUUCUAUCCUCACUAAGAACAUCUGCCAAGGGCUUCAAGUCAGCAGAUCGCAUCCUUUUGGCUAGGAAACUUCGUCUCAGGCUGGAAUACCUCAACAGUGUAGAGAAGCAAUAUGGGAUACGCCCUCAAACACUUGCGGGUGGAGCCCGGGACCUUAAGACUGUUAAUGAUUGGUUUAAACAGCAAACUGGUGGAAAAGUGGAACAAGUUGUUCCUUCACUUUCUCGUAACACAGCUGUGUUGCCUGUGGGAGCAGCCUUCUUAAAAGGUAAAUGGAUAACUAGGUUCAGCAAAGCUAAUAAGAUAGAGAACUUCCAGAGGGAUGGAGAAGCCCCAGCUCUUAUUACCAUGAUGGAGCAGGAGAAUUACCCAGUAAAGAUGGGUAUUGACCCUGAACUUGGCUGCACGAUAGCCCAGGUUCCUAUGGAGGAUGGAAUAAGCAUGUAUUUCUUCUUACCUGAUGAGGUGACACAGAAUCUAACUCUAAUAGAGGAAGCACUUACAGCUGAAUUUGUCCAGGACCUUUCCAAUACCCUCCAUGCAGUAAAGGUGCUGCUUAUACUUCCUGUUAUCAAGCUAAGUUACAGCACAGACCUGCUGCCCUCCCUCUCUGACCUGGGCCUUUCUGAAUGGUUGGCAGAGACAGACCUUGUCAAAAUAACCAAUCAGCCAGUCAAGUUAAGUGCUGUCCAUCAUAAGGUUGUCAUGGAAACAGCUCCAGAGGGUGCAGAGUAUGCCAGCACCACCCCUACUGUCAACGGCCAGUCGCUGGCUCUAACGUACCGCGUAGACCGGCCUUUCCUCUUUCUAGUCAGAGAUGAGCCAUCAGGCGCACUUCUCUUCAUUGGGAAAGUGCUGAACCCACGUGACAUAGGAAGGGUAUGAGACAGACACACUUACACUAACAGAUACAAACAAAUGAGAAACAAGCAAUUUAUAUAUGAGCUCAUUUAAGCCCAAGUCUAUAAACGGAAAAUAAAUAUUUGACAUAUCUUGACUUACAUGGCCAUUUGGAGCAAAAUGAUCACAGCCCAUUGACAUUUUCAACAUACUCAAACAUUGAUUUGUGCACACAUUCAAUGUCCAUCUAUACUUCUCAUGAUAUGGUCCACUUGUGCUUUUAUUAUGGAUUUUUAUGGAUAGAUUAUUGUACAUGUUCUGGAUCUUAGCCAUACAAUCUACAUUAGUAUUGAUGGAUAAUAACUCUGCUCUGACUAACUUUUCACAUGUAAAAAAUUCCUCAGAUAUUUGUAAUGGCCACCAUCUUUUGUUUAACACUUUCUUUCAGUUUACGAUACAUUUAUGACUUUGUGACUAUGUGAGUUUAAUUAACAGUCCCUUAGCAAUGAUGAAAUUAUACUAAA